AUGUCCAGUCAACAAGGAUGUAGCGAGGUUGACUGUCCAGGCGCACACGUACUUAGGUAUCGUCAUGAGCUAAGGUUCACAUGUAAACAGCAGCUCAUGUACUGUAGAUGUCCAGUCAACAAGGAUGUAGCGAGGUUGACUGUCCAGUCAAGACCACCAGCAACACACCUGGAGCUUGGCAUUCAAACACCAAUUAACAAAGGACAAAGCGUCAAAAUUUUUUUUCCUGAACAUUCAAUAGAGGCAAAACAAGAUUCUGGAGAUGAAGCUAUCACAGACAUUUCAGAUUUGCUGAAGUAUAUUAUCCCUGUUAAACUAAACGCUACUCGGAUAGGACCUGCACUAGCAACAAAUGACUUCACUACAGACGUUGAUACUCACGAAAGUAAAGCUAAUAACUCUCUGAUAUUAGGUGUCAUUGCUGCAGUCAUACUGGUGGUUAUAAUUGCUGUAGCUGUGAUGAUGGUGAUCAGAAAACGCAGCAGUAACUCUGGAAGACCACAAAUGGAUCAAAAUCACGUGGACCUGUCAUUGCCCUUCUACUUAAAUCUCUUGUUUCGGAAAGAGUGCAAUGAGCAAAUUAAUUAUACUGAAGAAGAGCAUCAUUAUGAAGAAAUAUCCUAG
This is a messenger RNA of Spodoptera exigua (beet armyworm), 624 nucleotides long. The record is from the annotation of a GenBank genome assembly. NCBI's taxonomy places the organism in Eukaryota, Metazoa, Arthropoda, Insecta, Lepidoptera, Noctuidae.